AAGGUCAAAUGUUAAAAGAUACCUUGUGUGUUCCACACACAGCCCUCUGCUCUGCCUAGUGAAUAUUUUAGUGACCCAUUUACAGCAAGCAGCUUUUAUUGAACAGAGUAGGCAAAUGCAGAGGGAAACAGAAGCCCCGUCAUCCUUGUGACAAUUAUACGUCUGUCUCUAUUGGUGUAAUCCACCCUCUCAGCCUGAUAAACAAGAGCUUGUGGAUGGGGUUUGGAAGAAAGGUGACCGUCACCUUCUGUGAUCUGAGUAUUUUCUUGCACACACCUCAGCUAGCCUGUAAAGCAGUUCACCCACUCACUGCUAUGUCCACACCACUGGAGGACGCGAUGGACACCUUGAUCAGAAUUUUCCAUCACUACUCUGGCAAAGAAGGAGACAGAUACAAGCUCAGUAAAGGAGAACUCAAGGAGCUUCUCACCAGGGAGCUCACCGACUUCCUUUCGGGCCAAAAGGAUCCCCUUCUGGUUGAUAAGAUUAUGAAAGAUCUGGACUCCAAUGAAGACAAUGAAGUGGAUUUUAAUGAAUUUGUCAUUCUGGUUGCUGCUUUGACUGUGGCUUGUAAUGAUUUCUUUGAAGAACAGCUAAAGAAAGAGGGGUUUUAAAAAUGCUCAAUACAGUCAAUCUCCUGGCGGCAAAUGGAAGCAAAGCACGCCUAGUUAGGUAGCUGUCAUCAGCAUUUAGUGAAUACAAACCAUCAUCCCUCCACCUGUUACUGCUGUAAGACACUUAUGGAGCAGAUCAGCAGCUGGUGUAAGCUGGACCAAAGCCAAUUUACACUACCUGAGAUCUGACUGAGUAUUUUCAGUCUUUGCACUGCAUGCAUCUGUAACAUGCAUUCAUCAGUUGCCCAGGUCAAGGGCUUGGGGUGACAGAUCCUUUGGCAAGAGUUGAGACCUCUAUUUCUUAAAUGUCAGUGGGAAGUAAAAGGCACAGGAAUGAUAGUUACAUACUUUCCGAAUUGGAAAAUUUGGAACGAGGCAUAAAACUUGCAAUUUAGGUUUCAGUCAUUCUAUAACAACCACAUGUUUGCAGCUGAAAAAGACCAGCUUGUUUUUUGCUCAUCUCUGCUUGUUCUAAAGCCCUUUUUGGAUGUUGUUUCAUUACCUCCCCACACUCUCAUAUUUCAGAUGUGGUCACAGCUGUCUCCUGCCGCCUGAGCAGACAGUACUGCUUGUCAUUGUUACAGGUUCAUUUCCCCCACCUCCCCAGAUUGAAUUUUGUUGUGCUGGCAUUACUGCAUCCCAGUAGUCCACCUCUUCAUUUGGCAUAAAUGGAUUUAUUCAUAUGAUAAAUUAUUCAAAUACAUAGAAGAUUUAGUCAGCAAACUGCUCAGAGGGCUGAUGGAAGGACGGGGUCUUCAGGGGAAAUAUAAAUGCCUUCUGCUUUCACUAUUCUGGCACCCUUAAGAGGGCUUUUAGAGGAUCACUUGUGGGGGAUUUAAUGGUGAGAUCCCAGGGCACAGCUUUGUAAUGUGAGUCAUCUUAUGGAACAAUUAUUUAAUCUCACACUGAUCCAACCCACUGUGUGGAAGUGGUGCAAAAGGGGCAGUGGGACCCCAUGGCCAGGCAUGGCAAGAGUAGGGUAAUCCGGUUUCGUGUUAACCUGCUCGUGGGUUGAAUUAAGAGUACUUCUACACUCCAGUUUGAAUUAAGCAUACUUCUAAAGCCCUGAGAAUCCUCAGUGGCAAGGUGUCGUAGCUUUUCCCUUGCACAGAGAACUCCCUUUGUUCCUUGUUAUUUUGUUGGCAACUUCAAACUAUAAUAAAAGAUGUCUGAAUUAAA
Molecule: messenger RNA, 1793 nt
Organism: Falco peregrinus (peregrine falcon)
Lineage: Eukaryota; Metazoa; Chordata; Aves; Falconiformes; Falconidae
Gene: S100Z
Product: S100 calcium binding protein Z
Exons: 3
Coding region: 216-614 (132 amino acids)
Cellular component (GO): cytoplasm
Molecular function (GO): calcium ion binding
Source: RefSeq, a predicted model, not a curated record